Hippocampus comes (tiger tail seahorse) is the source of this 1471-nucleotide messenger RNA. RefSeq names its product transmembrane protein 177 (gene tmem177). NCBI's taxonomy places the organism in Eukaryota, Metazoa, Chordata, Actinopteri, Syngnathiformes, Syngnathidae. Bases 228 to 1160 code for a protein of 310 amino acids. The transcript has 3 exons. The record is from RefSeq and is a predicted model, not a curated record. Gene Ontology annotation, cellular component: membrane.
GUGCCUCAGCCGUACGGCAGCGCUGUCGAUUUACGACCAAGUUGUGUCAUGGUUGUCAUGUUACAUUCGUACACACUGACAGCUGUCCUUGAAAUGAUCCGGGCAACACGAUCGUUUUAAGGUGUCUCUAAACUCUAAUUGCAGUAGUUUUUGCUGCUUGGUGUUCAAUUUCUCCAGAGCAAAGCCAUAUUGUUCCCCCGAAAGCGGACGUCAAAGAAAAGAACCCCAUGGCAUCUAGCUUCCUCAAGUAUGCGGUGCUUCUUCAGAAGUACAGAACUCCGUUGCUCGUGGCGAGCUGCGGUGGCGUCUUUGCGGCCAACAUGUUCUACCACGUAUUCCCUGACGUGUCGUACCGCCAGCUCUACCAGGCCUGGUCCAAAGGAGAGCCAGUCACCCUUUCUGACAAGCUAGAGGACCUUUUCCAGCAGGUGCUAAAAGACUACAGCGGUAGCUCAUCCAAGAACUUCUCUGCCUUCGCCUCCUUUGGUUUUCAUCCAGUCAGUGCUGGUGUCCCAUGGCUCCCUGCAGGGGCCCACAUUGGCAUCCCAGCGAACUUUAACAGCACGGACGAUGACCACAGUGGCAUCACGAACCGGACUAUUUUCAUCAAUGGCAAAACUGUGGAGUGGGACAGUGAGAUGGGCACGGCUCUCAAGGACUCCCUGGUGUUCUCCCUCCAAGCGCAGAAAUUCGCCAUAGCGCGAGAGGUGGCACGUUUGCAUUCAGGCGCACCCAUUGUGAGUGCUGCAGUUGCCCCUUUUUGCCUGGGUGGGGUUUGGGUGUACAGCGUGGUGCUGAAGCAAGUGUUCAGCCUUCACGCUGGGCCCGCUUUGUUGCGUGGAGCCGUGAAUCUUGUGGCGCUGGGGCUUGGCGCCGUAUCCUACUUCCUCACCUUGGACGCUGUCACCCAGUGGUCCGAUUACAGGUCAGACCGGCGGGCCGCCGGGGUCUCCCGUGACUAUGCGAAGGGCGGGGUGGAGUUUUAUGACAAGAUUCUGUCCAGAAACAAAACCCUACGUGCACUCAUGGGACAGAAAGGAGAAGAGAUGUAUGCGCCCAGUGGGAACUUGUUUCCCGCCAACAUCCUUCAACUGAAGCACACGCCGUACACCUCAAGGAGGGAGGGCAUCCUCGCGCUAAUGAAAAGGGACAAGAUUUAAGGUUACUGUACUUCUAUAGUAGUAGCAUUGUAAGCAAAAAAAAAAAAAAAAAAAAACGGACAUUUGACUAUUUUCUAAUUUCAUAUUAUUUUCAUAGAAAUUAUCUUAUUAGGUUAACAAAAUGUGCAUGAACCUACACACAUAAUUUCCUUACAAAUUUCAGCAAUCAACUGAAAAUGGCCAAUUAUUAUGCCUGCCAACUGCAGUGCUUAUUUCCAAUUUAAGGUCGGGCAGUGAAAUGACAGCUUGUAAGUGCUGCAAUGCACACCACUCUCUUCAUACAUGAAUUAAACCUUGCAAAAGAAAAAUAA